CAGGCUAGAGAUGGCAAAGUUGGUUUUUCUGUCUGCCUUUUCCGUUGCUGCCCGGAAAACAGGGAGCCACCCACCGCCCCCAACCUGCUGCAAACAAUAACCCGCUAGGCUGACUGUAACAUGGCUUACAGGACUUCUCCGGCUGUUCCCCCUUAAAUAGAAGUGAAAGAACCAGAUUCAAAGAAAGUUCCAGUGGCUUUAAGAGCUUCAUGGCGGAGGGAGGUUUCAGGUUUUCUGCGCUGCAUCAUGCAGCCCUGGUUGGAAGCUUGGAGCUAAUUUCCCUGCUGUUGGAGGCUCAGGCCACUGUGGAUAUUAAGGACAUCAAUGGAAUGCGCCCGCUGCACUAUGCUGCCUGGCAAGGCAAAGUGGAACCAGUGCGCUUAUUGCUACGGGCUGCUGCUUCAGUCAACUUGGCAUCGCUGGAUGGACAGAUCCCAUUGCACCUUUCUGCACAAUAUGGUCAUUACGAGGUGUCAGAAAUGCUGCUCCAGCACCAGUCCAACCCAUGCCUUGUCAACAAGGCCAAGAAAACCCCCCUGGACUUGGCUUGUGAGUUUGGAAGGCUGAAGGUGGCCCAGCUGCUUCUGAACAGCCACCUGUGUGUUUCUUUGCUGGAGGGACAAUCCAAAGACACAACUGACCCCAACUACACAACUCCUUUGCACUUGGCAGCCAAGAAUGGACACAAAGAGAUCAUCAGGCAGCUUCUAAAAGCAGGAAUUGAGAUCAACAAACAGACAAAGACUGGUACCGCCCUGCACGAGGCAGCGUUGUACGGGAAAACAGAGGUGGUGCGCCUGUUAUUGCAGGGUGGCAUCGAUGUCAACAUUCGCAACACCUACAACCAGACAGCCCUGGACAUUGUGAACCAAUUCACCACCUCACAUGCCAGCAAGGACAUCAAACAACUACUGCGAGAGGCAUCAGGAAUCCUGAAGGUCCGAGCUCUGAAGGAUUUCUGGAAUUUGCAUGACCCAACAGCUUUGAACAUUCGUGCUGGAGAUGUCAUCACGGUCCUGGAGCAGCAUACAGAUGGGCGCUGGAAGGGCCAUAUCCAUGAUGCUCAAAAAGGCACUGACCGAGUUGGCUACUUCCCCCCUUCCAUUGUAGAAGUCAUCAGCAAGCGCACAGGCAUGACUCUUCCCCGCAUGGUGCCCUCACACCUGUGCCAGAGCUUUGCCAAGGGCCAGCAGCUUGCCGCUGCUGUCCCCCAGAGUGUGCUGCAGCCACAUACAGACGCUUCUCCACCCGUUUCGCCAAAGGCUCCCCUCAGCCUGCCUGAGGCCUGCGGCCACCUCACCCUGACCAGGACAGUCCCAGCGCCCGAGAGCCCAGGUGAUAGGAACAGUGUGGGCAGUGAGGGCAGCAUUGGUAGCAUCCGGAGUGCUGGCAGCGGGCAGAGCGCUGAAAGCACCAAUGGGCAGAACACUGGACUCCUCAUUGAGAACAUGAAGCCUCUUUCACCUGGUGGAGAAGAUCUACAUCAGCAUCUCUUGGGCUCCAGUUCUCAGAAUGGCCAGACAAACACUUUGAUAGGGACUUUGGCACACCAGAACCUCACCAACUGCAACACCAGUGACAGGAUCUUCUCCCACCAGUACCUGCGGCCAGAGCAGCUCCUAGAGGGGAAGGAUGCUGAAGCUAUUUACAAUUGGCUGAGUGAAUUCCAGCUGGAGAGCUACACAGCCAACUUCCUGAAUUCAGGCUACGAUGUGCCGACUAUCAGCCGCAUGACUCCGGAGGAUCUCACAGCUAUUGGGGUGACCAAACCAGGCCACAGGAAGAAAAUCUCCACCGAAAUUGGGCAGCUCAGCAUUGCCGAGUGGCUUCCCAAUUACAUCCCUGAUGACCUGAUGGAAUGGCUGAGUGCUAUUGGGCUACCCCAGUAUCAUAAGAAGCUGGUGAGCAACGGCUACGACUCCAUCAGCAUAGUGACAGAUCUCACCUGGGAAGAUCUGCAGGAGAUUGGCAUCAACAAACUGGGUGAGAACAGAGCAGGGAAAUACAGAUUGAUACGGAUGUCUGUGAACGAUGGGGCGGACUGUGAGCUGCCGCUCGAAAUCCGCUGGGCUGCUGACCGCGGAGUCGGCGGAUGCUCCGCCUCAAGCGGUUUGUCUCCCCCCCCACUCCCCAGAUAUGCGGGCAAGCCCUGGUCAGCCACUGGUCGUAAUACUACCCGCUGCUCUGAUGAUGCAAUGAUCAGCGCCAAAAAAGUCCACCUGGUGGCCCUUUGA
Molecule: messenger RNA, 2234 nt
Organism: Sphaerodactylus townsendi
Lineage: Eukaryota; Metazoa; Chordata; Lepidosauria; Squamata; Sphaerodactylidae
Gene: CASKIN2
Product: CASK interacting protein 2
Exons: 17
Coding region: 210-2234 (674 amino acids)
Molecular function (GO): protein binding
Source: RefSeq, a predicted model, not a curated record